UACUAUUAAAAGGCAUUUUGAAAAGAACCAUGCAGAUGCUUAUAAACAAAUUAAUCAAGAAGUACAAAAUAAUCAGCUUCCAUAUACUGAAAAUAAUAUAGAUCGAGUUGAAUUGAUUAAUCUUCAUAUAUAUAGCUGGAUUAUAAAUGAUCAACAACUAUUUAAUGUGGUUGAAAAUAAAGAAUUUAAAUCUUUAUUAUUUGUUCUGGAUCCUAGAUAUAAAUUGCUAACAAGACAAACAGUUUCACAACAUAUUGCAUGUAUAAAUCAAUCUUAUAUUUUAGUUAUAUUACAUUGGAUUGAUGAAAAAUGGUAUAUGAAAAAUAUUCUUCUUGAUUUUAUACCUAUGCAUGAAAGAUAUACUGGAAUAGCUAUUGCUGAAAAAAUAUAUAAUACUUUAAAAGAAUAUAAUUUAGAAA
This is a messenger RNA of Funneliformis geosporum, 419 nucleotides long. The record is from the annotation of a GenBank genome assembly. NCBI's taxonomy places the organism in Eukaryota, Fungi, Glomeromycota, Glomeromycetes, Glomerales, Glomeraceae.